UGCCUCAUGACCCUUCCUUCCUCUUACUGCUCUCAAUUUCAGUCAGUCCCAGUCAGUCCACAUUUUUGCCUCCUCCGCCCCUCACAGAUCUACAAGUGUACAGAUGGGUGUAACCAUGCAAGUGCGCUCACACCUCAUUCAAUGCAGAUCAGUGAGUGAACAUGAAAAAGGAAACUCAGUUUUGGUUUGGAUCAGUGCCCAGCGUCUUUCUUGUAUGAGGAAGUGAAACUAUUUGUCAAUCACUGUCUCUGAGAGGUGAAAUGGCGCAGCGAGGAAUUCAGAUGGACGAGGAAAAACUCUGCUGUUCGAUCUGUUUGGAUCUACUGAAGGAUCCGGUGACUAUUUCCUGUGGUCAUAACUACUGUAUGAGCUGUAUUAGAAGCCACUGGGAUGAAGAGGAUCAGAAGGGAAUCUACAGCUGUCCUCAGUGCAGACAGACCUUUGGACCGAGGCCUGCUCUGGUGAAAAACACCAUGUUGGCAGAUGUAGUGGAGGAACUGAAGAAGACAGGACUCCAAGCUGCUCCAGCUGAUCACUGCUAUGCCGGACCUGGAGAUGUGGCCUGUGAUUUCUGCACUGGGAGGAAGCUGAAAGCUCUCAAGUCCUGUCUGCAGUGUCUGGUCUCUUACUGUGAGCAGCACCUCCAGCCUCACUAUGAAGUUGUUCCAUUAAAGAAACACCAGCUGGUCGACCCCUCCAAGAAGCUUCAGGAGAACAUCUGCACUCGUCACAAUGAGGUGAUGAAGAUUUUCUGCCGCACUGAUCAGCAGUGUAUCUGUUAUCUCUGCUCCAUGGAUGAACAUAAAGGCCACGACACAGUUUCAGCUGCAGCAGAAAUGACUGGGAGGCAGAAAGAGCUCGGGGCGAGUCGGCAAAAGAUCCAGCAGAGAAUCCAGAAGAGAGAGAAAGAUGUGAAGGUGCUCCAGCAGGAGGUGGAGGCUAUCAAUCACUCUGCUGAUAAAGCAGUGAAGAACAGCGAGAAGAUCUUCACAGAUCUGAUCCGUCUCAUUGAGAAAAGAAUCUCCGAUGUGAAGCAGCAGGUCAGAUCUCAGCAGAAAUCUAAAGUGAGUCGAGUCAAAGAGCUUCAGGAGAAGCUGCAGCAGGAGAUCACUGAUCUGAGGAAGAGAGACACUGAACUGGAGCAGCUGUCACACACAGAGGACCACACCCAGUUUCUACAGAACUACCCCUCGCUGUCAAAUCUGGCUGUCUCUAAAAAGUCAUCCAGCAUCAAUAUCCGUCCUGUGCGACACUUUGAGGAUGUGACAGCAGCUGUGUCAGAGGCCAGAGAUAAACUUGAGAACAUUCUUACUGAGGCGUGGACCAAGAUCUCACUGAGAGGGACUGAAGUGGAUAUGUUACUGCCACAGGCAGAGCCCAAGACCAGGGCUGAUUUCUUACAGUAUUCAUGUCAAAUCACACUGGAUCCAGACACAGCAACCACACGGCUGUUAAUAUCUGAAGGGAACAGAAAAGCAACAGUGAGGAGUGCUUCAUUACGUAAAAUGGUUAUGUUAUCAAGUCAGUUAAAUCAUGGUCUCCCAGGUUCACCCAGCAACAUUGAAAGUCAUCAGGUCCUGAGCAGAGAGAGUUUGACUGGACGUCAUUACUGGGAGGUGGAGUGGAGUGGGGUUGCAGUUUCAGUAGCAGUCACAUACGCGUAUAUGAGAAGAGCAGUCUAUGAAAGUGGAUUUGGAAACAAUGACAAGUCUUGGGCAUUAGAUUGUUUGAUAAAUGGUUAUGAAUUCAGACACAACAACAUCAGAACUCCCAUCUCAGGUCCUCAGUCCUCCAGAGUAGGAGUGUACCUGGAUCACAGUGCAGGUAUUCUGUGUUUCUACAGCGUCUCUGAAACCAUGACUCUCCUCCACAGAUUCCAGACCACAUUCACUCAGCCACUCUAUGCUGGACUUUUUGUAGGUUUUGGAUCCACAGCUGAGCUCAAGUAGACAGAAACUAUUGGGUGGAUGGGGGAGAUUCUGUUUAUUUAAAUAGAUCUUUACUUCAUCUUUGUUGCUCGCCUCUCUUUGCUGUGAUGUUUCUGCACUUCCCACUGAUGACCUGAUAAUCAUGACUCUGCUGUCUUCUUCCUUUGAUUCUCUGUUGAUAUUGUUUAGAUGUUGGAAAGUUUUGGUUGAUAAUGUUAAUAUACUGUAUACUCAAACAGUUUUCUUUCGAAAGUAUGAAUCUAAUUUGUUUCAAAAUAUCAAUGAAACUUGUGUUGUGAACUCUACAUUGAAACAAUGAAAACAGAAAUGAAGUAGAGUCUGACUGCAACAUCCACAUUAGCUGGAACAAUUCAUUGAUUAAUCCAUUACUGGAUUGACAGGAAAUGAAUUGAAAUCUAUUUGGAUAAUCAAUUAAUUAUUUAUUGUAUUGCAUUGUUCAGUGUUUUUUUUUUUACAUUUUAUUGACCAAACAAUUAAUCAAUUAAUUGAGAAAAUAAUCAUCAGAUUAAUCAAAUAAUUGUAAAUUGUAACCCUGAUUCACAUAUUUACCAGAGUGUAUAAAGUGUUAUUGUGUUAUUAUGUUAAAGUGUUAUUAUGUCAUUAUCAUUACUUUGAUACUUGUUGGUUUUUCCCCCACAGUAAUGACAUGUUGGUUUAACAGACUGAUUUUUGUUGAAGUGAAUAUGCAGAUAGAAAGAUAGAACCAGUCCUAUACCAGGAUUUACUGAUUGUAUGUGAACAAAAUCCAUCAAUAAAGUUGAUUUUCAAGUA
Molecule: messenger RNA, 2720 nt
Organism: Sebastes umbrosus (honeycomb rockfish)
Lineage: Eukaryota; Metazoa; Chordata; Actinopteri; Perciformes; Sebastidae
Product: tripartite motif-containing protein 16-like
Exons: 2
Coding region: 261-1949 (562 amino acids)
Molecular function (GO): zinc ion binding; protein binding
Source: RefSeq, a predicted model, not a curated record